Colletotrichum phormii is the source of this 927-nucleotide messenger RNA. RefSeq lists its product as uncharacterized. Bases 310 to 786 code for a protein of 158 amino acids. The record is from RefSeq and is a predicted model, not a curated record. Lineage: Eukaryota; Fungi; Ascomycota; Sordariomycetes; Glomerellales; Glomerellaceae. The transcript has a single exon.
CCAAUCAGACCCAGUAUCCGGCACGUACUUGGGAGGAAGCUCAGGCGAUGCUCUCCCUCCCAAUUCUCAACCCAUUAACCACGACUCGAUUGCUAUCGUUCCCGUCCAUCGUGGCAGCUUCUGGGGACUCCCCAGAUCGACCGCGAAUUCUAGACCGGACUGCCCCUUAAACGGGCCAUCACCUGGCUGUUGCUUUCUCAAACCAAAACUCUCCAAGAAACUUCAAUCAAACCGUUCCCGCUCACACCCAGGACACCCAUCCAGCACCAAUCAUCUCGAGUCAAGCACAGCACGUUGGACAAAGAGGCCAUGCAUGUGGUAGGUAGAUUUUUAUCCGCAGCCCUCGCACAACCGUAUGGGCGACCAGAUGUACGGAAUUCGAUGCAUUUUGAGGCCUCAAGGAACACGCGAGGGGCCCUAGUAGCCGACACGUUUGGUGUGUCUCGAGGCGAUCAAUCUACGCCAUCUCGCGUGGGACCAUGCCAGUGUCACAGCCACGGCCCAGCCUGGCGGGAUUCGCCGCUAUCGACGUUAAGCUUAGCUUUUCCCGGGGCUUCUCCAGGUUCUGGGCUUCGGAUGCGUCUCUUUCCUUCCCCGGAUCAGCUUCCCCCAUCAAAUAUCAUAUCAAUACGGGGUCUUGAUCGUAAGCAACCAUUAGUCUUGGUGAAAGAGAUUGUUUUGCUGGGUCAACGACCACGAGGGCAAUGGAUCAAGCCGAAGCUGCCAUGGAUAACAAUCAUUCGACCGGAUGGCGCCAAAAAUGACCAUCUCUACGAAACGAGAUGAGGCAUCUCAGCUGCCAAGGAGAAAUGCCCAUGGUCUGCCUUGUAAGUUCAAACCCCGUUGACAGAAGCCGUGGACACUUCCCGUACGGCGCAGAGCACCAACCCCGCCAGGCCAAGUCGCAGAGACAAGACUUCCGAACCC